Molecule: messenger RNA, 1176 nt
Organism: Aspergillus bombycis
Lineage: Eukaryota; Fungi; Ascomycota; Eurotiomycetes; Eurotiales; Aspergillaceae
Exons: 4
Coding region: 1-1176 (391 amino acids)
Molecular function (GO): iron ion binding; monooxygenase activity; oxidoreductase activity, acting on paired donors, with incorporation or reduction of molecular oxygen
Source: RefSeq, a predicted model, not a curated record
AUGCUGUACCACAAGGACACUGCGCAUACUUUACAGCAACCCCAUCUUUACAUUUCCAUUUUCGGGGUGUACUUGCUCUGGAAAUUAUAUCCGAUAUGGCCCCUGAAGUUGGUUCUGCCCGGUUGUAUUUCGACCAGCAUCAUCCUUAGUGCCAUCUGGAGUAUGUGGAUAUAUCCAAACUUCCUCGAUCCGCUUCGCGAAUUGCCAACUGUGAAGGGAUACUUCAACUUCAUGCGCAUCAUCUGCGAGUACGACCGCGGCCGAACGCCUCUGGAAUGGAUGAAUAGAUACCCGACUGCGCCCCUGAUCCGAUUCCGAGAGUUUGGCAUUUACAACUAUCUGGUACUGGCAGACGAGGGAGCUUUGCGAGAUGUGUUGGUGAAUAAUUCGUCUGAUUUCGAGAAACCAAAGGAAGUUCGAGCCGUAGUCUCAGGCAUGGUCGGACAUGGUUUGGUCACAUUGGAGGGGUCCGACCAUCGAACGCUACGCCUCGCCAUCGGCUCGGCGUUCAAUCUCCAUAGUGCGCGGAUGUUUUAUACCGUUAUCUGGCAGGAGGCCCGUGAGUUCCUCGCUCGAUUACAGCAGGACAUGGCGAAAGGAUCGUCACAUGAUCCGGCAGUUGAUGGAGUGAUUGACGUUAAUAACGUCUUCCGUCAACUGUUUAUCAACAUUAUCGGAAUAAGGCUUGUAGGAGACCAUUGGCGUGGAGUGCCUGAUGGAGCACAGAAGGUUGGCGCUGCGUUUGACAAGGUCCUGGAACCCAGUUUAGGAAAUCUUGUCUCCUUUGCGAUGUACAUUGUCUGUCCACGCUGGAUUAGUAGGAUCAUUCCCGGGGGCAAUAUGGCAACGAGAAGAGCCGCAAAAAAUGAUCUUCAUGCAUUAUUUGUCAGUCUUGUGCUACUGCAGCAACAGGACAAUGCACAGAAGGAAAAAAAGUCAUCACAGCCCAGCCUGAUCGGUUCAAUGACACGACACUCAUAUACAGCUGACAGCAUCGUAGGGCAAAUCAUGCAAGACUUUACUAGUUAUGAACUCUUAACCUUCACGAUGUGCUGGUGCUGCUAUGAGUUAGGUCGCGACCCGUCGCUUCAAGCUCGUCUUCGCCGUGAGGUGAAAGACGCUCUUUCUACAGAGGAAGAGGGAUCAUGGUCCACUCUGGAGUCCCUCCCAUGCUAA